Solanum dulcamara is the source of this 900-nucleotide messenger RNA. RefSeq lists its product as uncharacterized. Lineage: Eukaryota; Viridiplantae; Streptophyta; Magnoliopsida; Solanales; Solanaceae. Bases 1 to 900 code for a protein of 299 amino acids. The transcript is spliced from 2 exons. The record is from RefSeq and is a predicted model, not a curated record.
AUGGAUUCAUCAAGAAAUGAAAGAACAUUAUUUCAAAUUUCUCUCGAGUCAUCGGUAGGACAGUCUUCACGAUUUUAUUAUUACAGAAGAGGUGAAGGUGUUCCAUUUGAAUGGGAAAAGCUGCCUGGAAUCCCUAAGAUUAAUCCAUCAAAAGACGAUGUCAAUAAUAUUAUAAAUACACCACUUAGCCCUCCACCUUCAUUUCAAAGCUUGGGGCUUCCUAAGCCUUGUUUUGAUGAUCAUGAAUCAAAACGUUUCAAGGUUUGGCUUACAAAGAAGAUGAAGAAACUGCAUCCAUUAAAAACUCAUGAUGGAGCCACUUCGUUUAACAACUCUAGUUCCUCUUCAUUUGACUCAAACACCAAAGAGAGGGCACGGGAUUUAAUGGAAGAUCCACAUUGUUGCAAUCUCACAUCAAUGGAUAAAGAGGAUUUCUAUAGUAAAAUGCACAAGAGAGUUUUGUCAGAAGAAAUUGGUGAAGCAUUGUUCCUUGACAGAAUUGUUUCAAGAAUGUCAUCAGUAGACCAAUCUUACUAUCGAAGCACAGAAGGAAUUCCCUUCAAAUGGGAAAUGAAGCCAGGUACCCCUAUACAUAUACCACAAAAUGAAGGCAUUCCACCUCCUAGCCCUCCCCCAAUUGUACAAAGUUUGGCAUUGCCUAAACCUUGUAUUCCUCAUCAUGAUCAAGACAAUACACUUUCUACUUGGGACAGAAUCAAGAGAAUGAUCAAAAGUAGUCAUCAUGCAGGCCGCGAUUCAGUUCUCUCUUCUUUGUCCUCUUCAAUCUCGAAAAAGAAAGUGCUACCUUUGUCUAAAUUUAGAAGAGAUGUCUUAGGGAGGACAUUUUGUUUCAAUCCUUGGAAAAUUAGAGCAAAUCUUCCGUCUUCAAGACGCAUAUGA